Messenger RNA from Rosa rugosa (rugosa rose), 1471 nucleotides. Its product is annotated as G-type lectin S-receptor-like serine/threonine-protein kinase At1g11410. Lineage: Eukaryota; Viridiplantae; Streptophyta; Magnoliopsida; Rosales; Rosaceae. The coding region runs from base 564 to 1298 and encodes 244 amino acids. The transcript has a single exon. The record is from RefSeq and is a predicted model, not a curated record.
GCAACUAAACAAGAAAUAAAAGCUUUCCUCCUCUGUUCCAAUCUAUUCUCCUCUUUUUCAAAGUGUCCUACUGAACUUCUCCUUCCAAGCUCUAGCUCCUAAAACUCGAGUUCUAAACACAUUGUCUAAAGCUUCUGCACCAAAUUCUAAUAGUAGUUCAAAGCCACAAAUUCUAACAAUGUUAGACUUGAAAAUACAGUAUGAACUUAGGGAAAAGGUUUUCUUAUAAUCAUAUAUAUGGUCUUUGAUUGUAUUGUCAAAGAAAGGUUUUCAGGAAAAGGUUUGCUUUGUCUCAAAAAUGAACUAGAAUGAGUUCCAGUUUGUUUAAUAAUUGUUCAGAUCAUUUUUCCAACCAAAUCCUAUAUUGAUAGUCUGAAAGCAAAGGCCAUAACUUGCAAAAAGUCCUCUUCUUUUCUUCCAACUUGGAACUAAACAAAACCUACUGUCAACUCUCAUCAAGUCAUCAACUGCAUAUAUUAAGGCAUGUUGUCAUUUUAUAGUCGGAUUUUCUUGGACUUUGUUUACCAGUCUAUUUUUGCAUUUAUUUUUCUCAAUCAAGGACCAUGUCGUCUUUCUGGUUACCUUUUCUUCCCUCCAGGGCAAUCAAUAUCAUUAAGCUACAGAAACCUGAAGUCCUCACUAGGUUAACCAUGAAUUUUACCAAUAAAUGGUUUAUCACAGUUGCGUGCCUUGUCUUCCUCCUUCAACCAAGUUGUUCCACUUCCUUUGAAUUUGAUUCCAUUACUCAAAAUCAACCCAUCAAAGACGGUGACGUUUUGGUCUCUUUCAAAAGAAAGUUUGCACUAGGGUUUUUCAGCCCCGGAAAAUCCCUAAACCGUUACGUUGGAGUAUGGUAUUACCAAGUUCCAAACCAAACCAUCGUCUGGGUUGCAAACAGAGACAACCCUAUUCCAGUCAAUGACACCUCCGGUCUCCUAGCAAUUCACGGAAAUGGAAGCCUGGUAAUAUACGGUAAGGACCGAAAUACCCCUCUUUGGUCAGCUAAUGUUAGUCUCUCUUCGCCAAACAGUUCCAUUGCCAAGCUUUUGGAUACUGGUAACCUUGUUUUGCUUGAGAAUGGGGAUAGUCAAAGGGUGGUGUGGCAAGGCUUUGAUUAUCCUUCAAAUACUAUGCUUUCAUGUAUGAAACUAGGGUUCAACAGGCAGUCUGGGCUGGAUCGGUUCUUAACAUCUUGGAAGUCUCAAGAUGACCCGGGUACCGGGAGCUGUGUAUACCGAUUUGACUCAAGUGGACUUCCGCAGCUGAUUUUGUACAAGGAUGGAGCUAUAUUGUGGUGAGCUGGAUCUUGGACCGGAAAGGGAUUGAGCGGUAUUCCUGAUAGGGAAACCAAAUUGAUCUUCAAUGUUAGUUUUGUGGACAAUGAAAAUGAGAUAUCCAUUGUGUAUGUUGUUACUGAUGAUUCAGUCUUCUCGAGAACAGUCCUUGAUAUGCAUGGCAACGUGCAGGUAUA